Trichoderma harzianum CBS 226.95 is the source of this 660-nucleotide messenger RNA. RefSeq lists its product as hypothetical. The coding region runs from base 1 to 660 and encodes 219 amino acids. The record is from RefSeq and is a predicted model, not a curated record. The transcript has a single exon. NCBI's taxonomy places the organism in Eukaryota, Fungi, Ascomycota, Sordariomycetes, Hypocreales, Hypocreaceae.
AUGAAAUUACCAUCCGAUAGAAACAAGAUUCAAAUCACCAGAAUGCUCUCUACUGCCGCUUCGGUUUUCAAGCAAACUGCCGACUCUUGGGCCACCAUUCAGCAGGUUACUGGCCUUCCUGAAGCUCUUUACGGAGUCGGGAAAACACUGCCUAUCUUGACUGAGUUUCUCAAGUCCUUGGAACCCUCCCUUAAGAUAAACGAGGAGGAGAAAGAGGCUAAGGAGAAGAAAAUUGCAGCUGCAGUUCAGUUUGCGAAGCUAUCUGAGCAACAGGCUCAGUAUUUCGAUGCUAUAUUGGAUGCUAUAAAAGCCGAAAGCCAAAUCCCCAAAGCAAAAAGGUACCGCAUCGCAGCAGUGAAACGCGGCGGGGAGCCGGUAGAGGCUAUUUUGAAGGAAAUGCUGCAACAAGCUAUAGAUUUGGCGACUAUGUUAUCAGUGGAUGAAAAAUUGAAAUCAUCGUUACAGGCUGCUUACGAUGAAGUGGCUGAACUGAAGCCGUCUUUGGAAGAAGACGAUGGGGCGCCCGUGUCCAUCAACAAUUGGGGAGAUGGCGUCCAGUUGUAUCAUGCUGGAGAGGGACACCAGAAUCACUGUACAGGAGGGAGCCAGUACAACGGGAAUGGUUAUACCUUUCACACAGCAUCGCCACCUAAGGGUUAG